This is a messenger RNA of Aspergillus versicolor CBS 583.65, 1288 nucleotides long. RefSeq lists its product as uncharacterized. Gene Ontology annotation, molecular function: 6-phosphogluconolactonase activity; protein binding. The record is from RefSeq and is a predicted model, not a curated record. The coding region runs from base 62 to 1222 and encodes 386 amino acids. The transcript has 4 exons. NCBI's taxonomy places the organism in Eukaryota, Fungi, Ascomycota, Eurotiomycetes, Eurotiales, Aspergillaceae.
CUCCCCUUAGUAUACACGCCUAUCCAUCCAGGUACUCCCUAGUAUACAGCCGAAAUCAACCAUGAGCUACAAGCUUCUCGUAUCUGGCGAGCGGGCCAACUUCACCACGCUCGCACUCGACGUGGACAAGAAGGAGCUGCGCCUUCUCGCCAAUUACCCAGCCCCCCACAAUGCUUCCUGGGUUGAGCCAUGCAAGUCGCAAGGGAGCACUGACCGUCUAAUCGGGCUUUCCGAAGGCGAGGAGGCUGGUCUGCUGUAUACAUUCGAAGUUGACCACGAACGCGAGGCGUGUCGGAUUACCAGCCAGCAGCCGACCCUGGGGGCUCCGGGUCACUUUAUUACACUGCGCGAUGGUUCUGCCUUUGCGCUCGCUACUUAUCUGGGAGGCUCCAUUGCAUUAUAUCCCAUCAAAAUCAACGAAAACACGCCAUUUCUGUCAGAAUCUCCACGAACAGAAGUCCUACCAGAUUUCCCCUACAAAUCCGUUGUACAUGGUCCCAACGAAGGACGCCAGCGCCAGUGCCACCCACACCAGAUCCUCGAAGACCAGCGGGGGAUGCUCUAUGCUCCGGACCUGGGAGCAGACCGAGUCUGGAUCUUGCACCGCAACAGAACAAACCUUGAAAUUUGUGGCUGGCUGCAGUGUCCACCGGGGACGGGGCCUCGACAUGCCGUGCUAAGCCCGGAUGAAACAAUUAUCUAUGUCAUCGGCGAGCUCUCGCAUACAGUAAUUGCCUUUGAUCUAUCGUCUACCCCCGCGGAAGGUAUCUCGCCCAUCGACGGCUUCGCACAGAACAUUAUACCUCCAAGCGUCAAUUCAAACCAUCAAUUCAUGAUGGAUUCCGCGGAGAUCUGUCUACAUCCGAGGAUACCAAACGUCCUCUACGUUAGCAACAGGUGGGAGAGACACAUUGCUCAGCGAGAGCCUCAUCUCCAAGACGUUCCCAAGGAACUGCCUCCGGGAGACAGUGUUGCUGUCAUCCUACUUUCAGAAAACGGCAGGAAAGUAGAGACUGUUAACCACGUGAGGACUAAUGUCGAUGUUAUCCGGGGUAUGCGGCUUAGUGAUGAUGGGAGGUAUGUUGUGGUUACUGGCCAGGAGGGUGGUGGAGUUGAGGUCUACGAGAUCAGUGGGCAGAGAGGAGAUGUAUGGACGCUUGUUGCUGGGCUGAGAGACGGCGGGGCCUUGGAAAGUGGGAUUAAGCAUGCUGUUUGGUUGUAGACAGAAGUUACUUUAGGUCCCGAUUAUGGAGAGUAUAAGCUGCCAAUAGAUUUGUCUUGUCUCGUC